CCCUUUCUUUCGACAAGCACAAACAAAGCCAUCAAGAGAAGAGAGCCUUUUCUUGGAUUCAUAUACACAAGAAUAUUUUUCAAAUCAAAAUGUCGUCUAGCAGAAGGUCGAGACAAGCAAGCUCAUCAUCAAGAAUUAGCGAUGACCAGAUCACUGAUCUCAUCUCAAAGCUCCGACAGUCCAUUCCGGAGAUUCGCCAGAACCGUCGUUCCAACACGGUAUCAGCGUCGAAAGUGUUACAAGAGACUUGCAACUACAUAAGAAACUUGAACAAGGAAGCCGAUGACCUCAGUGAUCGAUUGACUCAGCUUCUGGAAUCCAUUGAUCCUAAUAGCCCACAAGCCGCCGUUAUUAGGAGCUUGAUUAAUGGAUAAUAUUAUAAAUUAAUUAGUUGUGC
This is a messenger RNA of Arabidopsis arenosa, 397 nucleotides long. The record is from the annotation of a GenBank genome assembly. Lineage: Eukaryota; Viridiplantae; Streptophyta; Magnoliopsida; Brassicales; Brassicaceae.